Messenger RNA from Phragmites australis (common reed), 610 nucleotides. RefSeq lists its product as uncharacterized. The record is from RefSeq and is a predicted model, not a curated record. Gene Ontology annotation, biological process: systemic acquired resistance. NCBI's taxonomy places the organism in Eukaryota, Viridiplantae, Streptophyta, Magnoliopsida, Poales, Poaceae. Gene Ontology annotation, molecular function: fatty acid binding. The coding region runs from base 74 to 430 and encodes 118 amino acids. The transcript has 2 exons.
AGGUCAUCAGAGCGAAGUGCAGUGCAGUGAAGGCAGCAGAGUGUGAACUGUGUAGUGCACUAGGCAGCAAGAAAUGGAGCUUCAGGCGAGGUGCUUCUGCUUUGUUCUGAUGCUCCUGAUCGCCUGCCUUGCCGGGCUCGAAACGGCGCACGGCGCAGGGGAGUGCGGCCGCGUGCCCGUGGACCAGGUGGCGCUCAAGCUCGCCCCGUGCGCGGCGGCCACGCAGAACCCGCGCGCCGCUGUGCCGGCGAGCUGCUGCGCGCAGGUGCGUGCCAUCGGCCGCAACCCCAAGUGCCUCUGCGCCGUCAUGCUGUCCGACACCGCGCGGGAGGCCGGCGUCAAGCCCGCCGUGGCCAUGACCAUCCCCAAGCGCUGCGCCAUCGCCAACCGCCCCGUCGGCUACAAAUGCGGCCCAUAUACCCUGCCAUGAGGAGGAGCGAAGUGAUGGCACAGGAAGGGCUCCAAACUCUGACUAUCCAACAUAAAGACCUGCCGUAAUAUGCUGUAAUCUCUGCCAUGUAGAACUUUUCAUGGAUCCUCUUAAUAAUGUGGCUGUAACGCCUGACCUUUGGAAUAAAGUACCUUUCCUGGAUUCAAUAAUGCUGUAAAA